GUCAAAGUUGGUAUGCAAUUAUCGAUGACGACCAACAUGACUAGCGGUAUUCCUCAGGGUUCUGCGCUAAGCCCACUGCUAUUCCUCAUGUUCGAUCACGAUCCGCCACGGGAAAUCAACAACCCGUACUUCUUGUUCGCGGACAACUUCAAAGUGGCUGGAACGAACGUGUAUCAGGACCUGCAGGCUGUUAUACGGUGGUCCGAAAAGUGGGAUCUUCCGCUCAAUCUAGCUAAGUAUCAACUUCUAACAGCAGAAGCUGAACUUGACAUACAAGCAGUAUCUGUGGAACACAAUCCAUCUUGGUACAUACUCCUAGAAGUAUUGUGA
Echinostoma caproni is the source of this 330-nucleotide messenger RNA. Lineage: Eukaryota; Metazoa; Platyhelminthes; Trematoda; Plagiorchiida; Echinostomatidae. The record is from the annotation of a GenBank genome assembly.